AUGAACAAGAACCGUCGCCGGCAUCUCUUUCUUCAGCGCAAACCACUGCCCGCAAGCAGAGUAUUUGACGGACAGUCUCUCACAUGCGACACCUGCGUUAAAAAGCAGCUGUUGUGCGAGGGUUACAAUUCGCAGACGCCCACAAGACCAAAGGAUACUUCUACUCCACAGUUACAGGGAAACCAGUAUCCACGAGAAGAUACUCCCCACCAUGACAGCCAGGUUGAUUCCCUCGAGCACGUUGUGGAAGGGGACACUGCUGCCGAUCAUUAUGAACCCUCUGGUCAGCAACAAAGCGUGAGCGCUGCCAACGAAGGCUCUCCCUGGAUAUCAUCAAUUGGAAGUUGGUUCAACCCCGGUUCUCCAAGUUUUGUAUCCGGACAAGAUACGUCGAAUGGUGGAGGAGUUUUAACUGCGGCCAAUAGAUUGCCACUCCCGAUCAACCCUGACACCGGUCCUCAAGUGAUACUAACAAUUCAUCACAUCCUCAACGAACAGUUUGUGCCUUAA
This is a messenger RNA of Aspergillus steynii IBT 23096, 510 nucleotides long. RefSeq lists its product as uncharacterized. The transcript is spliced from 3 exons. Lineage: Eukaryota; Fungi; Ascomycota; Eurotiomycetes; Eurotiales; Aspergillaceae. The record is from RefSeq and is a predicted model, not a curated record. Bases 1 to 510 code for a protein of 169 amino acids.